Limulus polyphemus (Atlantic horseshoe crab) is the source of this 2234-nucleotide messenger RNA. Its product is annotated as urease-like. Gene Ontology annotation, molecular function: nickel cation binding; urease activity. Gene Ontology annotation, biological process: urea catabolic process. Lineage: Eukaryota; Metazoa; Arthropoda; Merostomata; Xiphosura; Limulidae. Gene Ontology annotation, cellular component: urease complex. The annotation marks the transcript as partial. The transcript has 19 exons. The record is from RefSeq and is a predicted model, not a curated record.
UUAGUUUGUGGCAUCUAGGCGAGAAGGAAGCACAUAGGAGAUUUUCUGAUUAAUAUAUGAAUAGACUGUUUUAUUUCUAGUAUUUCUAUACAAGAAAGAAAGAUUGUAUUACCAUGCGCUUAUCUCCAAGAGAACUCGAAGGUCUUCUUGUGCAUCAGGCAGGGUUUUUAGCUCAGAAACGAUUGGCUCGUGGACUCCGAUUGAACCACCCAGAAGCUGUAGCUCUUAUCGCCUCUCAGGUACAAGAGUUGGUUCGGGAUGGAUACACUGUCGCUGAUUUGAUGGAUAAAGGGAGACACAUGUUAGGACGUCGUCAGGUCCUUCCAGGCGUAGAGGAGAUGAUUUCGGAGAUUCAGGUGGAAGCAACGUUUCCUGAUGGAACUAAACUGGUAACCGUACACACUCCUAUAUCAAGGGAAGAUGGUGAUCUGACAUUAGCGUUGUAUGGCAGCUUUCUGCCAGAACCAGACUUGCAGGUGUUUAGGGACGAAGAUAAAAUGGAAUCUUGUGUUCCUGUAGCAGGUGACGGCUCCGUUAUUAAUCAGCCACCAGGGAAAAUUUUUCCUCAAAGUUCUGAAUAUUUAGAACUAAAUGCUGGUCGUAACACUAGACUUUUGCGUGUUACAAGUUUAUGCGAUAGGCCAAUCCAGGUUGGGAGUCACUAUCAUUUUAUAGAAACUAAUAAAUCAUUGGUGUUUGACAGAAGCAAAGCCUAUGGUAUGAGGCUGCACAUUCCUGCAGGAACAGCUAUCAGAUUCGAACCAGGAGAAACUAAAGAGGUUCCUCUUGUGGAAAUAGCAGGAAGAAGAGUUGUCAGAGGAGGAAAUGGUCUUUGUGAUGGUCCGGUGGAUCCAGUAAAAUUACCUGAUAUUCUCAAGAGAGUUAAGAUGCUGGGAUUUGGCCAUCAAUAUCAGAAUGAAGACAUAACCGGACCAAAAUGCACGUUACCAAGGUUUCAGUAUGCUAGAAUUUACGGACCUACGGUAGGGGACAAGGUGAGGUUAGGUGACACGUCAUUAGUCAUUGAGGUGGAAAAGGAUCACACGGUUUAUGGUGACGAAUGCAAGUUUGGGGGAGGGAAGGUCCUGAGAGAAGGAAUGGGACAGGCAUCUUUAGUAAGCAGUGAGGCAUCUUUAGACACUGUGAUUACCAAUGUUCUUAUAGUAGAUGCAGUAACUGGUAUUGUAAAAGCUGACGUUGGAAUAAAGAAUGGAUUGAUUGCAGGAAUUGGUAAAGCUGGAAACCCAGAUGUUAUGGAUUCUGUAAUGUUGGACAUGGUAGUGGGGGUUGGCACUGAGGUUAUAGCUGGAGAAGGUCUGAUCCUCACAGCGGGUGCGUUAGAUUCCCACGUGCAUUUUAUCUGCCCUCAACUAGUCAGAGAAGCUAUAUCAGCUGGAAUUACUACCAUGUUUGGUGGAGGUACAGGCCCUGCCUCAGGCACUUGUGCUACAACCUGUACUCCUGGACCCAAUCACAUAAGGUUGAUGAUUCAGAGUACAGAUGCUUUUCCUAUGAACUUUGGAUUUACAGGAAAAGGUAACACAUCUCGCUCAGAAGGAACUUCCGUUGAACUUAGAGAGCAGAUAGAAGCUGGAGCUAUUGGAUUAAAACUGCAUGAAGACUGGGGGUCAACACCUUCGGCAAUUGACCACUGCCUCCGUGUCGCAGAAGAGUGUGACGUUCAGAUUAUGAUUCACACAGACACACUGAAUGAAUCAUCUUGUGUAGAGCAAACGAUCGAAGCUUUCAAGGGUCGGACUAUUCACACAUAUCACAGUGAGGGGGCAGGAGGUGGUCAUGCACCCGACAUCUUAAGGGUAUGUGGAGAAUCCAAUGUCUUGCCAUCUUCAACCAACCCAACAAGACCAUUCACAAGAAACACUAUAGAUGAACAUAUGGAUAUGUUGAUGGUGUGCCACCAUCUAGAUAAAAACUUGAAAGAAGACGUUGCUUUUGCGGAAUCUCGUAUUCGAGCGGAAACUAUUGCUGCCGAGGAUAUAUUGCACGAUAUGGGCGCCAUUAGCAUGAUGAGUUCUGACUCUCAAGCCAUGGGAAGAAUUGGAGAGGUCGUCACUAGGGCCUGGCAGACAGCAGACAAAAUGAAAUAUCAGCUAGGCCGCCUGCCGGAAGAAAAAGGAAGUAACGACAAUUUUAGAGCCAAGAGGUACAUCGCUAAAUAUACUAUUAAUCCUGCUAUCGGCCAUGGUAUGAGUGAACUGAUUGGUUCCGUCCAG